AUGACUUCCAUCAGCGGACCCUCCCUGGCAGAGGAGGAAGCCAAUUCGACAUUGAGCGGUUCUAGCGGUGAUGAGUCGAGGUCCAAGAAGCGGAGGAGGGAGAAGCACCAAAAGAUAUCGUGUGAAAUGUGCAAGACGCGCAAGGUGAAAUGCGACCGCGCUGAACCGGCCUGUUCGUGGUGUGCGCGACAUAACAAAGCUUGUGUCUAUCUUGAACGGCAGAAACCAGGGGCCGCAAGGAAUGGGUUUAGUAUUGAGCUUGAGGCCAAGGUCAAUAGGAUUGAUGCGUUGCUUCAAGCGCUGGGACGGAGAGUGGAAGAGCAUAUUGUUCAAGAUCAUUCUCCUGUUGUUUCGCCGGGUGGGAAUGUCAACGGUUAUGCUUCGACGAUUGAUAGUCGGAUUACACCUGCGACGCUCCCAAGGCAGUCUUCGUUCUCGCAGGCCAAGUCGCCAGCUGUUACGAGUCCGUGGCAGGUCACCAAUAGCCAGAAUGGUGGUCCAUCACAAACUCAACAGCACGGAACCAGUGCAGGAACACCAGCUCAGACGAACAUCCCAACACCAUCAGCUAUACCACGAAACCCGUCUAUCCAGUCUUACACCAUCGAUCUACCACCACACGACAUCAUCUACAGUCUAGUGGACCUCUACUUCAAGCACUGCGGAACGUGGUGUCCUAUCCUCGAGCGCAAAACCAUCUUUGCCACCUUCUUCGGCUCAACGUCAAUGGAGGAACCUGAUCGGAUAUUACUCUAUGCCAUCGUAGCAACCACGUUGCGCUUUCUCAAGGACCCCAGACUAUCUCCUGAGAUGAGUGCAUACUAUCACUCAGUCGCCAAACACACUGUCCAACUUUACGCAAUGGAGCAUACCACCGUUCCAGCAUUAAGAGCUCUCGUUAUCAUAACUCUCGAUGAACUAGGAACAUCAAACGGCCCACGAGGAUGGAAUCUUUUAUCCUUACUAGCCCAGAACGCAAGACAACUAGGUCUAUGUGAAGAAAGCAGCGUCUUCCUAUCAGCCGAAGCAUCAGAAGUCACCCACACAGCAUCAUCCCAUAGAGUAGCCGCCAGCAAACCCGAAUCCUGGAUCGAAGACGAAGGUCGUCGACGUUUGUACUGGAUGAUAUUCCUCCUCGACCGCUACGCAACAAUCGCCACACCCACCUUUGACUUUGUUCUCUCCGACACCAAAAUCAACCGCUUCCUACCAUGUUCCUACGAUCUCUUCUCCAAGAACGUUCCCGUCGAAACACGCUCCUUGAGCGCGUGCAAUAACAAACAAUCCCCCAUCAUGACAUAUCUCGUCAACAAGCCCGAGAAUCUCGGCAGUUUCGCGUAUCAUUGUGAGAUUCUUGUUAUUCUUAGUAGAAUACAUGAGUUUCUGAAGAUGCCGGUUGAUGUCACCUCUGCGAGCGACAUGGCAGAGUGGCGGAAUACGUAUCGGAAUCUUGAUCGCACGCUGGAUGGCUGGUUGCAGAGCUUGCCGAGUGAAUAUAGCAAGAUUUCUGCGCUGUGUCAUUCUGAUCCUGCGAGUCGGGUUGCGAAUUGGUUUAUGUUGCAUAGCGCGUAUGUCACGGCUGCUGUACGAUUACACUCCUCUGCAGCAUAUCCAACAGUACGAUCUCACAUUUUUGUUCCGUCACAUUACGCGAUGCAGAGAUGUUUGUCAGCUGUCCAAAGCUUAGGGGAUAUCACGCGUGAUGUGCUUGAAGCAGAUGGUCUCAACCUUCUUGGACCCUCGUUUGCGUUUUCACUUUGGGUUGCUGCGAGAUUAUUACUUGUUCAUGCUGCUACGGUUGGAUGUACGGUGGAUUCACAGAUUGAUUUCUUUAUUGAGACGUUGAGGGAUGUUGGACAGCAUUGGGAGGUGGCGAAUAAUUAUUCUAAGAUUCUUCAGCGUGUUGUGCAGAGGGCGAGACAGGGGGAUAUGGGAUUCUCGGCGAUGCGAAGGAGCGCGUAUGACUUGGUCACCUUGACAUCCACUGCACGACACUCAGGCUUAGAAGCUACAUCAACACAAGCUACGUCGCUAAGUGAGCUAGAUAACAUCGAUGUCUUCGAGUUCUUCAACUAUCCACGUGCCUCUAUGAGUUCAAAUGCGCAGUCGCAGUUACAGCUGCAACCGAUGCGGACACAGGAGAGUCGGAGCAACGGAGCACCUGAUCCUGAAGCGGACUGGUUGGCUUUUGGAUCGCCCUUCACCUAG
This is a messenger RNA of Fusarium coffeatum, 2208 nucleotides long. RefSeq lists its product as uncharacterized. Gene Ontology annotation, cellular component: nucleus. Gene Ontology annotation, molecular function: zinc ion binding; DNA binding; DNA-binding transcription factor activity, RNA polymerase II-specific. The coding region runs from base 1 to 2208 and encodes 735 amino acids. The transcript has 3 exons. The record is from RefSeq and is a predicted model, not a curated record. Gene Ontology annotation, biological process: DNA-templated transcription; regulation of DNA-templated transcription. NCBI's taxonomy places the organism in Eukaryota, Fungi, Ascomycota, Sordariomycetes, Hypocreales, Nectriaceae.